Stegodyphus dumicola is the source of this 1180-nucleotide messenger RNA. Its product is annotated as glutathione S-transferase 1-like. Lineage: Eukaryota; Metazoa; Arthropoda; Arachnida; Araneae; Eresidae. The record is from RefSeq and is a predicted model, not a curated record. Gene Ontology annotation, molecular function: glutathione transferase activity. Gene Ontology annotation, biological process: glutathione metabolic process.
AGCGUUAAGUCUUUAAAGCCAGGCAAGACCUGACUGCCUAGUGCAAUUGCAGGUUGGGCAUCUCCUGAUACAGACCUCUUCCUUUUUUUAGUAUCACCACCUUCUACCACCGAAGGAAGGUUCUCUUCACUUCGCAGGCUUCAGACGCAAACGAAAGAAUGCCCCAAUACAAAAUCAUCGACUACACAUUCACUACUGCAGCAGAAUUAGCGAGAGCCAUCUUGGAAUAUGUCGGCGUAUCCUAUGAAGAUGUUAGAUAUGACAAAGAUAAAGCAGGAGAUGCAGAGAAAGUAACACCCUUCGGUACCCUACCUGUUUUAGAAGUUGAUGGAAAAAUAAUUGCACAGCAUCAAAGUAUUUGCAGAUUCAUAGCCAGGCAGCAUGGUAUGGCAGGGAAAAGUGAAAUUGAAUUCGCCUUAUGUGAUCUAGUGAUGGACGGUUUAUGGCAUAUGUUUGCGAAGAUCCGGAGAGCGCAGAUCCAUCAACUUAGCAAAGAGGAAAGGAGUUCCAUCAUUAAGACCAUGAUUGCUGAGGACGUACCACCCUAUCUGGAUGGUUUUGAAAAAAUGCUGAAGGACAGGAAAGACGAGAGUGAUUUCAUCAUCAGCAAAGAGGUGACAUGGUGUGACAUAGGACUAACUCUGGCACUAGCAGCUUUAAAAUACCGUCAUGGCUUGAGCUUAGAUUCUCAUCCCCAACUGUCCGGGUAUUUAGGAAAAAUGAUGGAACUGCCACAGCUGGCUGAAUUCUUAUCGAAGAGGGCUCAAGAAGAAGCUGGAUAUUAAAUUUAUUAUUGACAAAUUCUCAUACUGCUAUUUUUUAUACGUGCAUUGCUGUUUAAAAGAAAAAAAAUUACUUAUUUAAUUCGUACCUCAAUUUUGCCUUUUUAAAGGAUCGUAGCGCCAUCUGUUGCAUGAUAUUGAAAUAAAAAUGGUUUUAAGGUUGUUCAAUCAUCAAUGGUUUGCGGUAAAUAGUUGCAGUUUUUCGUCAGAAAAGCUGUUUUCAUUUAAGCUCAUGAAUAUAUUGAUAUAUUUUAUCAUUUAAAAAUGAAUUGUUUUAUAAUUUAUGUUACAGUAUAAAAUGUUUUAAAGUUUAAUAAUUACAUAUUUAUAAGAAUACAGUAGAACGCACAGAAGAAUGGAUUGUGAUUGCUGAUUUGAAUAAAGAAUUCUUUUUAAAA